This is a messenger RNA of Penicillium brevicompactum, 834 nucleotides long. It is a transcript of the gene pup1, whose product is annotated as proteasome core particle subunit beta 2. The record is from RefSeq and is a predicted model, not a curated record. Gene Ontology annotation, cellular component: proteasome core complex. The transcript has 3 exons. The coding region runs from base 1 to 834 and encodes 277 amino acids. Lineage: Eukaryota; Fungi; Ascomycota; Eurotiomycetes; Eurotiales; Aspergillaceae. Gene Ontology annotation, molecular function: threonine-type endopeptidase activity.
AUGCCGGGCUUUGACUUCUCCAACUACAACCGCAACGCGGCACUUCACGCCAGGGGCGUUCCCCUCCCCAAAGCCACCAGCACCGGUACAACAAUUGUGGGAUGUGUCUAUGAUAAGGGUGUUGUGAUUGCAGCAGAUACUCGUGCCACCAGCGGUCCUAUAGUAGCAGACAAGAACUGUGAGAAGCUACACUACAUCGCGCCGAAGAUCUGGUGUGCUGGAGCCGGUACCGCCGCCGACACCGAGUUCACAACAGCACUCAUCAGUUCCAAUGUCGAAUUGCACUCUCUAUCAACGGGCCGCGACCCUCGUGUCAUCACCUGCAUGACCAUGCUCAAGCAGCACCUCUUCCGCUACCAAGGUCACAUUGGAGCCUACCUUGUGGUUGCAGGUGUUGACCCGACCGGCACAGGACUGUACACUGUGCACGCACACGGUUCUACAGACAAGCUCCCCUACGUGACUAUGGGAUCUGGAUCUCUGGCAGCUAUGUCUGUAUUCGAGUCGACCUGGCAACCAAACCUUGACCGCCAGGGUGCCAUCGACAUCUGCGCCGAAGCUAUCAAGGCCGGUAUCUUCAACGAUCUGGGUUCCGGAAGCAAUGUCGAUGUGUGCGUUAUCGAGAAGGACCAGCCUACACAGUUGCUCCGCAACUACAUGAAGCCCAACGACCGCCCACAGAAGGAGCGCAACUACCGCUUCCAGCGCGGUACGACUGCUUACCUCGACCAGCGGGUCAUCAGCAAGGAGGACAUGAAGAAAUAUGUUACGAUUGAAACUCUGUCGGGCGAUGACAACCUCGCUGCUGGCGACAACAUGGAGGUUGAUUCUUAG